Messenger RNA from Helianthus annuus (common sunflower), 1403 nucleotides. RefSeq names its product AUGMIN subunit 7. Bases 134 to 1135 code for a protein of 333 amino acids. Gene Ontology annotation, cellular component: HAUS complex. The transcript is spliced from 9 exons. Gene Ontology annotation, biological process: centrosome cycle; spindle assembly. The record is from RefSeq and is a predicted model, not a curated record. Gene Ontology annotation, molecular function: microtubule minus-end binding. Lineage: Eukaryota; Viridiplantae; Streptophyta; Magnoliopsida; Asterales; Asteraceae.
UUUUAAAUCUGUUGAUAUCAAUUCAGGUAAAAACCCGCAGACACGUUUAAUAAACCAGGCCAGUCGAUUCAAAAACAAGAGUCCAAAACCCCAAUUUUCUUCAAUAUUGAUCGCCGAAUCCAAUCAGUUAACAAUGGCAGCAAAGCAAAUGGAAGAGAUACAGAGGAAAUUGACGCUGUUAUCUUACCCUAGGGCCAAUGCUCCCUCUCAAUCUCUCCUAUUUGCCGGCAUGGAGCGUUAUUCACUUCUCGAGUGGCUCUUUUUCAAGUUGUUAGGUGAUAAAUCCCCCUUCUCUCAGCAGAAUUUGCAAGGAGAUGGUGUAGAUCGGGACGAGGAGACGUCUCGGAUACAAUAUUUGGCAGAGAUUGCAAAGUUUCUAGGCAUAACCACCACUGUAGACACGGAAGCUAUACAAGGACGAGGGAGUUAUGAGGAACGUACGGAAAUGCUUCGUUUGAUUGUAGAUCUUGUUGAAGCUAGCAUUUAUGCUGAUAAUCCUGAGUGGAGUGUUGAUGAACAGGUAGCAAAGGACAUACAAUUGAUAGAUUCUAUUGCUGAAAAACAAGCUCAAAUAUUCUCGGAGGAGUGCAAACUGUUCCCUGCGGAUGUGCAAAUUCAGUCAAUAUAUCCCUUGCCUGACAUAUCAGAUUUGGAGAAACAACUCGCCAGUCAAUCUAGUAGAUUAUCGAGUCUGCAAGAGAUGGUUGAUGAUUUAGCAUCAAAGCAUUCAUAUAAUCCUGAUGAGGAUUAUGCUGAGGUGGACAUGAAGCUGCGAGCACAUCUAGAGUCUUUCUUAGAAACUGCAAGAUCCUUCAAUACAAUAUACACCAAGGAAAUCCGUCCAUGGACACAUAUGAUGGAGGUACCUCAACUGCAUGGAUUUGGACCGGCUGCACAUCGCUUAUUAGAGACAUACAAGAUGCUCUUAAAGUUCUUAGGGAACUUGAAAAACCUACGCGACUCGCACGCUGCUGUGGCUGUUGGAUCGUCUGAAACAGUUUCUGGGCAACCAUCUUCUGUGUCGAGAAUAAUAUCCGAGUGUGAAUCUGCUUUGACUUUCUUGAACCGCGAUCUUGGGAUCCUUUCGGCUUCUAUAGCUCGCGAUGAAGCAAAGAAAUCAGGGUCAAACAUUUGACCAAAACAUUGUGCAGAAGUAGAGGUCAACAUUUCUAUAUUCACAUUCUUGUUCAUCCCCUAACAACAUUGUUACAGAUCUAAUGUUAAAAGAAUUGCCUACAAAUAUACACUUGUUUUGUAUUUUCUUUUUCUUCGGUGAUUUGCAGAUUUCUACAUAUUUUUUUUGAAUGUGGUUGACCGGAUCAAAAGUCGUCGAAGUGUAUUUGUAUGUGAUAUUUGCAACUUCAUUCGUAUGACUAAAUCAAGCAAUUCAUGUUCAUUUUACA